Piliocolobus tephrosceles (Ugandan red Colobus) is the source of this 1095-nucleotide messenger RNA. Its product is annotated as DDB1- and CUL4-associated factor 8-like protein 1. Lineage: Eukaryota; Metazoa; Chordata; Mammalia; Primates; Cercopithecidae. The record is from RefSeq and is a predicted model, not a curated record. The transcript has a single exon. The annotation marks the transcript as partial. Gene Ontology annotation, molecular function: protein binding. Gene Ontology annotation, cellular component: Cul4-RING E3 ubiquitin ligase complex; cytoplasm.
AUGUCCCACCAAGAGGGCAGCACAGAUGGCUUACCAGACUUAGGGACUGAAAGCCUGUUAAGCAGCCCAGAGGAGCAGUCUGGAGCAGCAGUGGCGACGGUGGCCUCCUCUGGCACUGAAAUGGCGGCCGCAGAACCAUCGACCGGAGAUGGCGGUGAUACCAGGGAUGGUGGUUUCCCAAACGAUGCCAGCACAGAAAAUCAAGACACAGACCCAGAAAGUUCAAGUGAAGACGUCGAACUUGAAAGUGUGGAGGAUUUUCAGCAUUUCUUCGUGAGUGGUGAAGGUUUAUUUUAUUACCCCUUAGUGGGAGAGGAGGCGACAGAAAGGGAGGAGGAAGAAGAAGAGAUGGAGGAGGAGGAAGGGGAGGAGGAAGAAGAACAGCCUCGGGUGUGUCCACGAUGCGGUGGCGCCAACCAUGAGCAGUGUUUGUUAGAGGAGGAUCGGGCGCUGGAGGAGUGGAUUUCCUCAGAGACGUCUGCCCUGCCCCGACCUCGCUGGCAAGUCCUUACUGCUCUUCGCCAGCGGCAGCUGGGUUCAAGUGCCCGCUUUGUAUAUGAGGCCUGUGGGGCAAGAGCCUUUGUGCAGCGUUUCUGCCUGCAGGGUCUUCUUGGAGGCCAUGAUGGUUCUGUCAGUACUGUACACUUUAACCAGCGUGGCACCCGGCUGGCCAGUAGCGGUGAUGACUUAAGGGUGAUAGUGUGGGACUGGGUGCGGCAGAAGCCAGUACUGAUCUUUGAGAGUGGUCACGAUAUUAAUGUCAUCCAGGCUAAGUUCUUUCCUAACUGUGGUGAUUCCAUCAUGGCCAUGUGUGGCCAUGAUGGACAGGUACGGGUAGCAGAACUAAUUAAUGCAUCGUAUUGCGAGAAUACUAGGCGUGUGGCCAGGCACAGGGGACCUGCCCACGAGUUGGCUCUGGAGCCAGACUCUCCUUAUAAGUUCCUCACUUCAGGUGAAGAUGCCGUUGUGUUCACCAUAGACCUCAGACAAGACCGGCCAGCUUCAAAAGUUGUGGUAACAAGAGAAAAGGAUAAGAAAGUGGGACUGUAUACAAUUUCUAUGAAUCCUGCCAAUAUUUACCAAUUUGCAGUGGGU